AUGGCUGCCUACGAUAUUCCAACCUUCUUAACUUUGGCGACAUAUUUCAUCGCUCCACACAGCUACGAAUCCAGGAGAUUUUGCUUCAUCUCAGUGCAAAAAGGAAUGAUUCUCAACUACAUGUUCCCAAUAUCUCUACUCAUAUUCCUAACAACAAUCCACUCUUUGAGCGGUAUUAGAAAAAUCAACAUGGAAUUGUGUAAACUGGAAUUGAAUAGCUCUGCGGAGUCUCUAAACGCACUGAAGAAUGAACUGGAGAUGUUAAAGGAUAGAAAAGAUGAAUGUAUGGAUGAAGAAAUAAUGAGCUUGAGGGAAUCGAAGUCUUGCUUGAAAUUGUUGUGUAUUAUACAAACCGGAUAUGAUAUUGUAUGGUUUGUGGUGGUUUUGGCUUUGGAAAAUGUCAACGAAAGUAGCGGAAUGGCGAUUAUUUAUGCCAUUACGUCUUGUUUACUGAAUUGGUACAUUUUCAUCAAGAGAAAAAGUUUAAUGCCGACUCUUAGCGAUCUGCCCGACGAUAUGGAAGAAGUUAUUGUCCAAAAGGAUCUAACGCAUAUCGUCACUGCCUCAGCCAAUGUAUCAAGAAGAGGAUCUUCCGACAGCAUCCCCCUACUGAAUUCGGAUACCGGUACCGAAAUGAGGGAGCUGCGGUUGGAUCAUAUAAGUACAAUAACUACAAAAAAGGCAGGAAAAGGUUGGCUAAUACUAUUCAUACGCAAUAGAGGCAAUAAUGAUAAAGCUUCAUCUAAAGAUGACUUUGGAGACUCAGAUGAAGAAGCUGCUCCUGAUACAUAUCUGGAUAGGGUUACAGCUAAAGGCCAAGAGGGAUGA
This is a messenger RNA of Diabrotica balteata, 828 nucleotides long. The record is from the annotation of a GenBank genome assembly. Lineage: Eukaryota; Metazoa; Arthropoda; Insecta; Coleoptera; Chrysomelidae.